Molecule: messenger RNA, 2821 nt
Organism: Epinephelus moara (kelp grouper)
Lineage: Eukaryota; Metazoa; Chordata; Actinopteri; Perciformes; Serranidae
Product: perforin-1-like
Exons: 11
Coding region: 198-1760 (520 amino acids)
Source: RefSeq, a predicted model, not a curated record
GAACAAAGGCUCUUUCUCUUGCUGGUUCUGAUUGUGACGACUGGAAGAGAAGCAGAAACCUCAACUUUUUGGGCAUUUGGAACAGACUUGACAGUCACUCUGCAUCUUUGGCUGGCACACUCUCGUCAACUCCAAAAAGAUAUAUAUACUGCAGCACUUGAGAGACCCUGCUGAAGAGUAUCUCUCUGACUCCAGCCAUGCUCUCCUUUUCAACCCCACCCCUCCUCUACCUGAGCCUCCUGCUCUUUCUGUCGCACCACUCCCCUGUUCUUGGCUGUCGGAUUGGGAACCACAGCCAGUGUCAGUCUGCUCCCUUCGUACCAGGCCACAACCUGGUGGGAGAGGGAUUUGAUGUGGUCACCCUGCAGCGUAAAGGAGCCUACAUGGUGGACGUGAAGACUUUCCUCACCCCAGAUGGCACCUGUACUCUCUGCUCCAACCCUCUUCAAGGUGACAGCCUCCAGAAGCUGCCAGUCUCUGCAGUGGACUGGCGCUCAUUCAGCCGAUGCAAUGCUGACCUCUACAGCAGUGUGCACACAUCCGUUAGCUCACUGAUAGACACUUACACCUCCCAGGACAGUAAGGACUGGAAGCUUGGCCUAAAUUUCGAUAAGUUUGUGUCUGCCAACCUGGAGGUGGGAGGAACACGCUCCACUGCGUAUAAGUUUGCUACAGAGAGGACCAGAGAGGACCGCUACUUCUUCAGCACUCACAGGGUCACCUGCAGCCACUAUGGUUACCGUGUGUCAAGCAGACCGCCCCUCAGCUCCGAGUUCAGUAAAGAUUUGGCAAGGCUGCCGGAUCUCUACAACUCCUCCACCAGGGCUCUGUACAGUGAGCUAAUACAUACCUAUGGCACACACUACAUUCGGCAGGUUUACCUCGGGGGGCGACUCAGGCGAGUCACAGCUGCACGAACCUGUUUGUCCUCACUGAAUGGACUCUCAUCAAGUGAGGUCCACUCCUGCUUAUCACUGGGUCUCUCUGUAGGCCUUGGGAAGUUGAAAUUAUCUGGUAACCGACAGUAUUGCAACAAGGUCCUACACAACCAGGACGUCUCCACCUCGUACAGUUCUGGUCUCCACCAACACUACACAGAGGUGGCAGGAGGCAAUGGUUGGUUGGGGGAGUUUUCACUCACUCAUAAUGACUCCCUGGGCUACAGGAAUUGGCUGAGCACCCUGAAGGACCACCCAGAUAUUGUUUCAUACUCCCUCAGGCCAAUGUAUGAGCUGGUGCCAAAUGAGACACAGAAGGCAGGGAUGAAGGCAGCCAUAGAGCAGUACUUAGCAGACAAUGCUGUGACAAAGUCACCCAAAGAACCAUAUUGCGGGUGGCACAAUCCUAACCUGGCUUCCAACUGCUGUCCUCGAAAGACCUGGAGAGGAACACUUGUGGUGACAAUCGUCCGAGGCUGGGAUCUGAGAGGAGAUUGGAUUGGCAACACUGAGAGCUAUGCUAAGAUGUGGUACGGAUCCUUCUAUCGCAGGAUUCACAUGAUCCGCUCAAACUACCCCAGGUGGAAUGCUCGUUAUUAUGUGGGCAAGGUGGACACACACUUGGGUUUGAGGGUCCAAGUCUGGGACCAGGACGUGUGGCAUGAUGACCUUCUGGGAUCAUGUAUGAAGUACCUGAGGCAGGGGACACACAGAUUCACCUGCUGGGCAAAGAACGGCGGCUUUGAGGUCCGGUACACUCUGUACUGUGAAAGUCACCUCACUGGAGACAGGUGUAACCGUUACAGACCCUCUCCACAGUGAGAAAUGUAUUCUGACUGUGCUGCUCACUUUUCUUUCUUCUGGAUAUGUUGAUUACUUUCAUUGAAGUGUCAUUCAACAUCAUGCAGGGUUUAUUUUGGAAACAUUUGCUAUCAGUGUUGUGUUUAGCAGUGGGGUUAAAUCAGAGGUAAAUUUGCAUUAUGAAACUGAAGUAACUGACUUAUUUAAAAAAAACAGUAGGCUGCUGUUUUGCGCAUAUUUACAUAUUUACACAUAUUUUGGUGCUACUGUUCACAAAUGUCUCACUUUUGUGUUCAAGUUUACUGAAAUCACAUUUAGUCAUCCCAUUUUAUAGCUGACGUUUUAUGUUAAAAUGUUUUGUAGGGGCGUCAGUGGCUUAGUGUAGAGCAGGCGCCCCAUGUACAAGGCUGUUGCUGCAGCGGCCCAGGUUCGACUCCAGCCUGUGGCCCUUUCCUGCAUGUCACUCCCUCUCUCUCUCUCUUCCCCUUUCACACUUGUCUGUCCUAUCCGUUAAAGGCGAAAAUGCCCCCAAAAAUAUCUUAAAAACAAAAAUGUUUUGUAAAUUUGUCAUUAAUAGUUUGCUGUUAGCCUUUUCAAAGGGGAGCACAGGGAAAGUAAUGUACAAAGCAGAUAUGUACACUAUGCUGGACUGUAACCCACAAGAGAAAGGCAAUUUAAUUGCAGUAGGCCUGAUGUAAUAAGAUAAAUGACUGAGGGGCUCAUACAUUUAAAGCUUCAAUCAUUUAUUUUUAGAUCACGUUAUGGUUAAAUUCCCAUACUGACUUAUAUGUACUUUGAAAUGAAAAAUCUUCAUUUCAGUUGAUUUUAAUUGAGGAUAUAGACCAGUGAGCAUGAACAUUUUGAUGUAUGCAUUAAUAAUAAUCAGCUGCUGUGGUGGUGGGGCUGUUGACAUUUCGGUUUCUAUGUAAAUUGCAAAUAGAGACUGUCAAAACAUGUGCUUCAUAUCCUUAAAAUAACGCAUGAUUUAGAAUUGUGUUUUUAUACAGACGUAGGUACACAUGUAAUGUCUUUAGCACUUAUGAUGACGUAAAAUGCAAAUUCUGUUUGUGCAAAAUGCUCAA